CGUCGCUUUCUAUCACCUUUUCUGGUCAAGCGCCGGCGCUGCUGUCCGAACGCUGCCGACAUGUUUCGCAACCAAUAUGAUAAUGAUGUCACUGUAUGGAGUCCCCAGGGUCGAAUUCAUCAAAUAGAAUAUGCAAUGGAGGCUGUCAAACAAGGAUCUGCAACUGUGGGGCUAAAAUCAAAAUCCCAUGCUGUUUUAGUUGCCUUAAAGAGGGCACAAUCUGAACUGGCAGCUCAUCAGAAAAAAAUCUUGUAUGUUGACAACCAUAUUGGUAUUUCCAUUGCUGGACUUACUGCUGAUGCAAGACUCUUAUGCAAUUUCAUGCGUCAGGAGUGUUUGGAUUCCAGAUUUGUAUUUGACAGGCCUCUUCCAGUAUCUCGAUUAGUGUCUCUGAUUGGAAGCAAAACACAGAUACCAACGCAGCGUUAUGGCAGAAGACCAUAUGGUGUGGGACUUCUUAUUGCAGGCUUCGAUGAUAUGGGUCCCCAUAUCUUCCAGACUUGCCCUUCUGCAAAUUAUUUUGAUUGCAAAGCAAUGUCCAUUGGUGCACGAUCCCAAUCAGCUCGAACUUAUUUGGAACGACAUAUGACCGAGUUUUCUGACUGUAACCUGAAUGAAUUAGUGAAGCAUGGACUGCGUGCUCUGAGAGAGACACUUCCAGCUGAACAAGAUCUAACUAUUAAGAAUGUUUCUGUUGGGAUUGUUGGUAAAGAAAUGGAGUUUACAAUUUAUGAUGAUGAUGAUGUAGCACCAUUCCUGGAAGGUCUGGAAGAAAGACCACAGAGAAAGACUGCUCAGCCUGCUGAAGAUACAGCAGAAAAGCCUGAGGAACCAAUGGAGCACUAAAUGCACUGCAUAAUGUAUGCGUUACUUCAGAGGAAAUAGUGCGAGGAGCACUAUUUGUAUUGUGGUAACUUUAAAAUUCAAGGCAUAAUGUAGUGAUAAAACACCAGUGUUUAAAAGAAUUA
Messenger RNA from Protobothrops mucrosquamatus (brown spotted pit viper), 968 nucleotides. RefSeq names its product proteasome subunit alpha 1 (gene PSMA1). Gene Ontology annotation, biological process: ubiquitin-dependent protein catabolic process. Gene Ontology annotation, cellular component: nucleus; proteasome core complex, alpha-subunit complex; proteasome core complex. The record is from RefSeq and is a predicted model, not a curated record. NCBI's taxonomy places the organism in Eukaryota, Metazoa, Chordata, Lepidosauria, Squamata, Viperidae.